AAAAGAUGAUUUAGGCAUAGAAAACACAAGUCCAUGGACAUUUAUGAGUGAUAGGCAGAAGGGUUUGAUCAAUGUUGUCAAUGCAAUAUGGCCUGAAGCUCCACACAGAUUUUGUGUAAGACAUUUGCACCAAAACUUUGCAAGAAAUGGGUUUCGAGGUGAUAUCUUGAAGAACAAGCUGUGGCAAAUUGCAAGAGCCACAAGACAGUGUGACUGGCAUAUUUACAUGGAUGAGAUGAAAGCAUUGGAUGUUGCAGCAUUUGAGUACUUGGAUGCAAUUGAUCCAAGGCAGUGGUGCAAGGCAUUCUUUGAGGAAUUGCCCAAAUGUGACUUGCUGCUGAACAACAUAUGUGAAGUGUUCAACAGGUACAUACUUGAUGCUAGAGAACUACCGAUAGUUACUAGCCUGAAGAAGAUCAAAGAUCUGUUUUAA
This is a messenger RNA of Triticum urartu, 433 nucleotides long. Lineage: Eukaryota; Viridiplantae; Streptophyta; Magnoliopsida; Poales; Poaceae. The record is from RefSeq and is a predicted model, not a curated record.